Molecule: messenger RNA, 1455 nt
Organism: Guillardia theta CCMP2712
Lineage: Eukaryota; Cryptophyceae; Pyrenomonadales; Geminigeraceae
Exons: 10
Coding region: 1-1455 (484 amino acids)
Molecular function (GO): protein binding
Source: RefSeq, a predicted model, not a curated record
AUGGGUUGCAGGGAAUCAAAACCGAAUGCUGACGAGGCACCAAAAUGGAGCAAGUUUCAAGACGCGACAGGAGAGUGCGUCAUCAACCAAGGUAUGUCGUCGAAUGCCAUGACCCUCGAUGAUACGCUUCUGGUCGCAGAGGAAGAAGAAGCUCAUCUGCAUGCCUGGAAAGAUCCCAAGACUCGAAACCGAGUAGAGACCCAAAUGCCUGAGGAGUAUGCGGACACAACAUAUGAGAGGAUCCUGGAGAACUUAGAGAACUAUGCCGCUCUUAAGAAACAGAAAGCUGCGAAUGAUAGUCGAUCUGCUGUCUCAGCUGAGCAUGGGAAACCAGAAGGGAACCGGGAGGAUGAAACAUCAGCCUCCUCGAGGUUGAAGAAGCUCGAACUAGCGCAAGCUCAGAAGAAGAAGCAAGAGCUUCUCGAGUUGGAGCCUGGUGUCUGGAAGCGCUAUGCACUGGAAUCUCGCUAUCAACAAGGAGAAGACCUGCUGCUGCAAGCCCAGGGAGAGGAGUCAGCAGAACGAGGAAGGUAUGGUCUUUUCUUGUUCAACGAUCGAGGUUUUGACGUAUUCCUUACUCGCAGUACCAAAAGGCUGGCAGAGCUGAAACAUGCAGUCGCGCUGCUGUAUGACUACAGGAGCAAUCUUGACGUGACCGGGCAGCAGCAGUUCCUCUCAUAUGUUUCCUACAAGCAUGCCAAAGAAGCCCUAGGCGUUUGGAAGGAGGUAGAGGAUUUGGUGAAGGAAGAUCAAAACAUGGCUCGCAUGGUUCAGAUCUUGAAGUCUGAGACUAUGUUGCUUAUGGGCAAGAGCCUGUGUAACUUUGCUCUUGACGGAGACGGUGACAAAUCGAGGCAUGACUUGUCAGCUAAAGAAGCCUUCCACAAGGCCAAGGAGAUUCUCGAGGAGGUAGAAACAAUUCGACGUGGGCAGGAUGCUGCCCUUGCAGAGACAGUGAUGGCGUUAGGGUAUCUCAGCUACUGUCAAGCAGGCGCAGCAAGCAAUGCAGGGCCAAGAUGCUCUCUUCACUUGUCAGAAAAGGAGAUCGAGUGUUUAUACAACUCAGCUCUCCAUUAUUACAAGGAAGCGCUGGAGCUCUACGUGAAAUGCUAUGGCAAGGACCACAAUGACUCGAUCCGAAUGAUCUGCAACAUUGCACUUGUUCACAAGGCAAAGGGACUUGUUUUCAAGAGACUUGAUGAGCUGGAAAAGGCGGAGAUAUGUUACAAGGAAGCUCUUUCUUGUCAGGGAUCGGAUACUGACAGUCAUUUGAGAGCCAAGAAGAUCAAGAUGGACCUGGCAGAAAUUGAAGUGCUGAAGGAAAAUAAUAUGGUGAUGCCGGAGAUUGUGAGCCAGGAGGACGAGGCGAGCCAGAAGAGGAGGGAGGAGGAAGCCUCAGCCUUGAUGGAAGAGUUCCUGGUGUCUAUUAUUUCAAUCUUGACUGGGCAACACUGA